Zeugodacus cucurbitae (melon fly) is the source of this 24282-nucleotide messenger RNA. RefSeq names its product protein split ends (gene spen). Gene Ontology annotation, cellular component: neuromuscular junction; presynaptic membrane; presynaptic active zone cytoplasmic component. The record is from RefSeq and is a predicted model, not a curated record. NCBI's taxonomy places the organism in Eukaryota, Metazoa, Arthropoda, Insecta, Diptera, Tephritidae. Gene Ontology annotation, biological process: synaptic transmission, glutamatergic; synaptic vesicle maturation; synaptic vesicle priming. Gene Ontology annotation, molecular function: calmodulin binding; diacylglycerol binding; syntaxin-1 binding. The coding region runs from base 2193 to 20645 and encodes 6150 amino acids. The transcript is spliced from 17 exons.
CUGAACUCAGUCACUGAGUAAAUCGCGAUGAGGUUGCAUCAAAACAACAUUACGCGCGUUUCGUCUUGGAAACCAUACGGUAGAUAUUGUUGUAUACACUUGUACAGCAACAACAGCAGCAGCGUUUAGAAGCAGCAGCCAACAACAGCAAAAGGAAGAUAUUAAAAACACAAGAGCAAAAAAGUUAUUGUAAAGCAGAAAAAGGUGAAUGGUGAAAUAAAGUAAAAUGCAAACGGAAGUUCAAGCAUUCACUGAAUGUACGAGUAUUAAUAAUAUAAAAUUUUUUGGUAAAUAAAACCACUAGAAUAUAUGCAUAUGAGUAUGUACAUACUCGUAUAUACAAGUUAAAUCGUAACGAGUCCGAACGAAUUUUUCACAAGUACGGCUGAUUCGCGCGCGCCCCCCGUCUUGUGUACAACUGUGUAGGUGAAUUGUGUCUGUGAGUGUGUGUGUGUCUGUUUGAGUUGAGUAUGAAAAUGUGCUAUAGUAUCUGGCCGCGCGACGGGUGAAAUGUGUAAACCGUACGGUAAAUUAAGGCGGUCGUUGUAUGCGAAUGUAGGGUGUAUGCGACCCGGCAUGGUACGGCGCGACGUGACGCGACGCGGCAAAGCGCAAUUCGUUGCAAUACCCCAAUAGGUGUAUGUAUGUGUGUGCGCUCGUCCGUUCGUUCGUUCAUUCGAAAAAUGCAAUGUCGGUGCAUUGCAGUGCGGUAUAGCGACAGAGGCGUGUACUGAUGUUGACGCGGUGGGGUGAGACGCGCUGUGAAUCGACCCGAUGCUUGACCAUUGGAAAGUGCAAUGAUAAAAUAAAUGCAACAAAAAAAUAGAGACGUGAAUGUGUGCAAAAAUAGCAACAACAACGCUGCUAUUUUGAGCGCGACAUGCAUUAAAUUAAAUGAAAAAAUAUACAAAAAUAGAAAAUAUCAAAAGGAAAUUACGAAAUUUCGCCCAUUUUUAUUGCGCUAUAGCAUGUGCCCCCAAUGUCUCCUCACACUGCAUUGAAUGCUAAUGUUAACGAGAUGGCAGCAAAAUUGUCGCCUUAUAUGCGUUCAAAAUAAAUAUACAUAUAUAUUUUGUAUGUAUAUGUGUAUGCAUAGUAAAAUGCAUAUUUGUGCAUAUGUAUGAGUUCAACAAAAAUUAAGCAAAGGCAAACAUACAUACAUACAUAUAUCACACGGAAUUCGCAAUAAAGUUAAUUUUGUUUAAGUCAUAUCUACCCUUUAAAAGUGUGAAGUGUCAAUAAUAUUUAAUAAAAUUAUGUUUAUUUUUUCGUUUAUACAGUGAUAACAUGGAAGAAAGAGUAAUUGUUUGAAAGAAAAAGAAAAUGAAAAUAAAAAUAAGAAGUUCAUAAGCAAUACAAAUAAAACACGAAAAUAUAAUAAUAUUAUAAAAAAAAAUAUUAAAUAAUAAAUUCAUAGUCCUGGUCAACUGUGUACAACAAAUUAACAAUAUAAAAAUAAAGCUAAUGCAAACAUACUUCAAUAAAUAGCAGAUUCACGUAUAAAUCACCAUAACAUAAAAAAUCACAGUUCAACAAAUUCUUGGAGGUUUUUCGAAAAAUAUAUAAUAUUUCAGAAACAGUCCAUGUGGAAUGCUAAAAUCUACUUAAUCACACUUGGAAACUUUUAAAUCCACCCAACCACUCCUUUGAAUAAACAAAUAAAUAGAAAAUGGAGAAAAUCAAUUUAUAAGAAAAUAUAAAUCAAAGUUAAAGGAAUGCGAUUAUAAGUUGAUUAUAUUGUUGAAAAAAAGUUGUGCAAAUGGAAAAUUGUGAAGAACUAACAAAUUUAAAGCAUAAUUAACUCAAUAACGGUUCAUGUGCAUGUGUCAGUGCUUGUAAUAUACUAAAUCCAGAUUAUACGCAUUCUAUCGACGACAUAUGGAAAAAAUAGUGUAACCAUAAAGAAUAUUCAGUCGUUCUCCAAAGUGAAUGGGGUGGAGCGCGCCCCUCUUAAAACAAGUCGCCUCCAUGAAGUUUUAUAAACAAAAUGGUACGUGAAGAAACCCGAAAAAUUUGUUUUGGUCAAAUACCCGAAGCGAGAUUACGUGAGGAUACAAAAAGCCGAGAACACUUAAAACGGUACGUAUUCAAACUCUUUCACAUGUACAUAUGUGUGUAUAUAUAAUUUCGUUCGUACUGCUGUUUGCCCAUCUCAAGUCCUGGAUUAUUGAGAUGGUAAAAAGUGGUCACAUAUGCGUAUGUCUACUGAAGACGUUUCACCGCCUAAUUUCACAGAACGGAACAGUGGCUUCUAUGAACGCAGUUCCCGCUUAGCUGCAGAUAACGACACCUAUUCGCGUCGUUCGAACCGCCCGUCUGUGGGAAGCAACGGUGGUUAUCAAACGUCAAACAGCUUGGCAACGUCAAGUCCAACGGCGUCUAUACAGGAUAUAUCCCCUGUAGGCACUGUCACUUCUGGUGGUCCCGGUAUUAGUGCCAGUGGCACUUUAGAUAAUCGUAAUAGAACACGUGAUCGUUUGUACAAAAAUGGACCAUAUUUAUCUGCACAGUUAAACGAGAGAAGUUCCAACGGUGCCACCAUCAACAAUUAUAACCGUGCACUGCCGUCGUCAUGGUACGACGCUGCUGCGACGAAUACGAACAGUCCUGGUGGCAGUGGCAAUGCCGUCGCCUCAACAGUAGGCAUCAACUGCAUCCACAACUUUUAUUCCACCUCAAAUUCAAUCACCACACCUGCCUCCUCCACCACAUCGGCAAUUGCUCGCACGUCAACAACGCACCAGCGGAGCAAUUAUUACGGCACUGUGCCGGACAUAAGUCCAUCAACGUCGCACACAGCGGCAGGAACAGCAACAGCUUCAGCGUCUAGUGCGUAUUGGAUGAAGAACAAUUCGAAUUUGAAUAAAAUUGCUAAAUCAUCCGAAAUAGGGUUGGAAUCGUCAAAGCAUUCACUUGCUACAUCGACUAUGACGACGGAUACGUCGGGAAUAGGCAUGGGUGCACCAACAGCAACUUCGACAACAUCCUCGUUUGCAACCAAUAGUGGCAAUGGCAGUGGCAGUUGUAGUACAAUCAGUAGUAGUUAUAGCAGUAGUUUAAGCAGUAGCAGUAAUCUAAUACCGCCAACGCAUGCGACAGGCAUAUCCACCACGUUAUCAUCGCAGUCAGCUGUUGGAGGUCACGCAAAUGCUCCAGAGUUAGCUGCUGCGAGCAGUUGCGCCACCUCUCCCCUCUCGUCUACACAAAACCUGCUUCAACAGCAUUCAGCGCGAACACAUCGUUUGCAUGGACGGAGCACGACAUCAUCGAGCCGUUCGCACUCUCGUUCACCCAGUAGCUACAGCUCGUCACAUAGCUCCUCCUCAUCAAACACUUCAUCCCAUUCACACGCAUCAAGUCCAGUUAGAGGCAGUGAAUCAACUCCGUGCAAAUCUGCGUGCGGACUGACGAGCAAAUCGCGAAAUUUACAAUCAGCAGUUACGACCCCUCCUCAAGGUACAAGUGGAAUGGCGGGCAGUGGCACUGCCAGCAGUAACUCAAGCAACAGCAGUAGUAGCAGUGGCAAUAGUUCAUCCUGCAACACCGUCAAUCCCAUUGUUCAUUCCGAAGACAAUCGUCCGCUCGCUAUAUGUGUACGCAAUUUACCCGCACGUUCCUCAGACACAUCCUUGAAGGAUGGUCUUUUCCAUGAGUACAAAAAGCAUGGCAAAGUCACCUGGGUAAAGGUGGUUGGCCAAAAUUCAGAGCGCUAUGCAUUGGUUUGCUUCAAAAAGCCAGAUGACGUGGAGAAAGCAUUGGAAGUUUCACAAGAUAAGCUAUUCUUUGGGUGUAAAAUUGAAGUAGAACCCUAUCAAGGUUAUGAUGUGGAAGAUAACGAGUUCCGACCAUACGAAGCUGAACUAGAUGAGUAUCAUCCGAAAUCGACGCGUACCCUGUUCAUUGGCAAUUUAGAGAAAGAGAUAACGGCCAGUGAGUUACGGAGUCAUUUCGACUGUUUCGGUGAAAUAAUCGAAGUCGACAUUAAGAAGCAGGGUACCCAAGCAUAUGCCUUCUGUCAGUAUUCGGAUAUAAUAUCUGUGGUGAAGGCAAUGCGUAAAAUGGAUGGCGAGCAUCUGGGAAGCAAUCGGAUUAAAUUGGGAUUUGGAAAGUCGAUGCCUACGAAUUGUGUAUGGAUAGAUGGAGUAACGGAGAAGAUCUCCGAAUCGUUACUACAGUCCCAUUUCUCCCGCUAUGGCACCGUUACGAAAGUGAUUGUGGAUAGAUUGCAUCAUUUAGCGCUGGUCCAAUACGACCAAAUACAAUACGCCCAGACCGCCGUAAAAGAGAUGCGCGGUGCAACACUACGCGGCCGACGAUUGCAAGUGGAUUUUGCUUCACGCGAAUGUCAGGAUGCUUUCUAUGAUAAGCUGGAUAAGCAGAAUGCAGGGAAUCGGUUAAACAGAUACGACUCGCAAUCGCGUUCACGCGCAUCGUCGUUUAGUCGCCAUCAGAACUCGAACGAUGGAUGUUCUCCAAGUAAUACGCCUGGAAGUAGCAGCAGUUGCAGUGGUUCUAGCAUAACAGCAAACUCUGCGGCGACUGUGCCAACAGCAACGAUUGUCGCCGGCGUUAAUACUGGAAAUAAUUCCACGACGUCAAACAGCCCGUUGGUGGCGCAGAGCAUACCCAUGUCGGGCAAUUCGACGCCAGCCCGAAGUCGUGGAUCUCGUAGUUCACGACACACCGUUGACUACGACUACCUGGACAUGCGUCGAUUUCGUUCGUAUGACGAAUAUAGUCAGGGUUCGGGUGCCUCCCAUGAUGAGGAUGCCGCCCCACAGAGUGGCCAUUCCACAGGUGUUGGCGGUGGUUUGCGGUCCGACUCACCUCUACUCUCACGAUUGGGGCCCAUCGUGAGCGGCAUUGGAGCUCACGCAGCAGCAAGUGCGAAUGAGCGGGUAACUGAAACGCUUGAAGUGACGGUGAACAGCGGCAGUGGUCGCCGUCGUUGUGAUAAAAGUCCUGCGAAACAAAAAGGUGAUAUAAGAAUUCUACAAAAAGAACGUUCCCAUCUUUUAGAGCAACUUGAGGAAUGCCCGUCCAGUGGUGAUGAAAGCAUAGUGAGUCCGCGAAAGCGUAUUAAGAUCGAUCAUCAUCAUUCCAUGACCACCAGCAGUGGAACGUCUCAGUCGCAUUCAUCGGAGACAGGAAGCAAUGCUGGUGCUCAACAUAAAUUUAACCUAAGUUCCAACUGUGAUGCCACUGAAUAUGAUGUCGCGACAGCCGCCGGUCAACGAAAGAGUGAAGUGCGCCGCCUUUCAGACUCUAAUAAUCAGCCCAGUCUCAAGUAUCACCAACAUCAACAUCAGUAUCACACACAUUCACACUCAAUGCAGCCAUAUCAGCAGCAACUGGUUCGCCGACCGUCCAUUGAUAUAACGGCAACACUGGGAGCUGUUUCUACACGACAUGGAAGCGUGAGUAGUACUGGCUCUGGAAGUGAUCACCACCAUCAAGUGUCCGGUAGUAGUGCGAUGUCUGCCGGAAUUGCUUGCAAAAGGCGACGAGUCACGGGUGCAAAUAAUAGCGGCAGUGGUAAUGGUAAUGGAAGCGGCAAUACGCUCACUUCAACUACCUCCACUGGGCUAAGUGGUGGCUUGUCCAACACCAUUGGCUGUGGAAAUGGUGGCACAGUAAGUGACGACUAUCAACAACACAGUUCACGAAGUCGUGGCCAUCCAUUACAUUCCCAUCACUCACACGAUGCCAGCGGCGGAGAGAGUGCGGAAGGCUCACGUCCAGGCACUCCGCUUUGCGACGAACGCCCCGAAGUAUUGCCUAGCGAUCCACGGCGUCCGCCCCGCGAAUGUCGGCAUGAGCCAAUGAUAUUGCCUCUUCCGAAAUUCGGUAUACAGUUUUUUCAUCAGCAUCGCAAUAGUCUGGCAGGACAAACAAUUUCGAACGCUACAAGUCACACGAGUCUCAAUGUGAGUGGCUAUCACCAUAGCAGUGGCGGAAUGCUUUCCUCAUCAUCUAUGGCAGGGUGCAGCAACAAUAUCAGUGCGCACAUUUUAUCAAACACAAAUGUUAGCAGUAGUAGUCAUUCUAGUCAUAGCGCGCUGCCAACAACGACGACUUCAACAGCGUCAUCUGGUUCCUCUACUGUGCCGGGAUAUCCCUUACAUAGUCCAUCUAAUCGAUAUUCAUCACACUGGCGUCCGCAUCAACACCAUCAUCAUCAGCAGCAUAGCCACGGUCACAAUCACCCCGCGCAUACGCACUAUAAUCAAACAGCAACAGGUUCAGCUGGAGCAUCGAUGGUCAGUCCUUUACGACCACGUUCGCUCAGUUCGAAUUCCAGUGAUUCCGAUGUUCCAGGGCAAAUAAGUGGCAGUCCUUCAUUGGAGGAGCGCAUUCGAACUUUGGACGAGAUGUAUGAACGCUGGUCUGGUGGAGGCGCAAGUAGUGGAAAUGGUGGUGGUAAUGGUUCCGCCACUACUGCGAAUGCAGUAAAACGUCAUGACUUUGCCAGUCAGGGAGGUCCAACUGCAUUUCGGCAUGUACAUCGCGGUGGCGAGCAUCAUAGUGGUGGUAGUAGCGCAUCAUCUUCUGCUUCAUUACGGUUUAAGUUUCCUGAUAUCGAUGUCUGUGAUCUCAAACCUUCUGAGAUUGUUAAAUCAGUGUUGGCUAAGAAGUCAAUAUUCGAUGAUGAUCUGCAGCGAUUGAAGAAGAACCAGUGGUACGAGCCGUCUUCAGACGCCCAACAAUUGGCGAAACACAUAAUUGGAGUUUGUACGUUGCCGGGCUUACCUAAUUUGGCAGCCACGAAGACGCCAGUGGUUGGAUGUAGCUCCACAAACAGUGGAAAUACAGCGCUAAACAAAUCUUCGGGGGUCCUUUUGCAGCGAUUGAGCAGUCUUUCGCCUAUGAAUUCUCCACAGGCAUCAAUAUCACCAUAUAACAGCCCAUCUCCAUCCCCAUCGGUAAGCGGUAGUAUGACGACAACCACAACAUCGUGCCCGACCAAAGUCGUAACAACGACUGCGGCAAGCUGCAUUAGCACUAUUUUAAGUACAACAACGGCUAGUAGCAUAGCAGGAACAGCUGCUUCUGCUAGUAGUUUAGCAGCUGCCAUGAAGGGGCUGCAGUAUCCAUUUCCAAGUCAUCCACCCUUACCGAGUACGGCCGCGCCUCUACCUGCAGCCCAACCGGCUCCACCCACAGGUCCCGCUCCCUCAGACCCACCACAACCGAAGUCAACCCAAAUAACCACAGCGGAUACAAACACUUUGAGUGUGAGUGGCGCUAGGGCGAAGACAAAUUCGAUUACCAAAAGCUUGAGUGUACCAUGGGCAACAUCGAAUAACGAUAAUGUGGGAAAAAUUGAUAGUCGGGUUUUAACGAAAUCAAUCUCAGUUCCUGGUAGUACAAAUAUUGGCACAAUUAAGUCCUUGAAUACGCAUACAGCUAGUAACGAAGCGGCGACUCAUGCUAUAAGCCGGAGUUCGCCAUCAACAGGAAUUACUAAAACUGACGAGGAAAUGCCCAAAGUUGCGAAACAACCAGCGAAUAGUGUAUCGGUGAUAUCAAAGAAGAGCGAACGCAUAUCUCACAAACACAAUCAUCGCAAUGAAACCGAAAAACGUUCAGGGCGAAGUGAUCGUACAUCAGAAAGGCGGAAAAACUCAACAAACUCGCAACAUUCGGGAGCUUCGACAUCUACACCAAGAGUAGAAGCGGAUUCAAGUGAAAAUGAAGAAAAUUACGGUGAUAUUGCCGAAAAGGGGCAAAAACUAGAAGGGGAUCGGAACGGUAGGGAGCUUGAAAAGGACAGAGACAAAGAUAAGUCACAGAAAGAGCGUGAGAGAGAUCGUGAUAAGGAUAGGGAGCGCCAGGAACGUGAGAUUCGCAAACAAAAGGAAGAACAUGAAGCCCGCGAGCGAAAAGAGCGCGAAGAACGAGAGUUUAAAGAGGCUGAGGAUCGUCAACGUCGUGAAUUGGAAGACCGAGAGCAAGAACGUGCCUUGCUGCGAGAACGUGAACAAAAACAACGUGAUCGCGAACGACUUGAGCGCGAAGAACGUGAGCGAAAAGAGCGCGAAGAACGCGAGCGAAAAGAGCGCGAAGAACGCGAACGAAAAGAACGUGAAGAGAGAUUGGAAUGUGAGCGUAAGGAGAAGGAACAUCGCGAACGUGAAGAACAAGCGCAACGCGAACAUAAAGCGAAUAAAGAGCUAUCCGAAAGACGCGAACGAGAAAGAGAAGAAGUCGAACAUGACGAUAUAAAGCGUCAAGAUCGAGAGAUACAUAGGGAACAUUCGCGAAGAAACCCAGAAUCCACUGAUAAGACAAAUGAGGACCUGUCACAUACGCUUAAUAAAAAUCAAUCUGGAAGCGAGGUAAUACGCAAGAUCAACGAUGUCGAUCAUCAAAAUAACAAAGAAAAUGCAAUUGAUGAACCAAAGAGUCCAGCAGCUGUUGAAGCAUCCGGAAAGCAUCGUGGAAGAAAAUCUUCACGUAACUCUCCAAUACGCCUACCAAAACGGCGUCUUAGCUCACAAGAUAGUAAUAACGGUAACAUAAACAGUCACACUUCAGUAAGUGAGGACCCAGUCAAACGUCUACGUAUAGAGACUCAACACACGUUAACGGCUUCCAGUGCGAUAAAAGGAAAUGAACGACAGCAUCAGAAAGAAACGACUCAUGGCUCUGAUCAUUCGCACAAGCACUCAAGCAAUAAGCAUCAACAUCAACGUACGUCAAGUCAGAUUGGAACGGGAAAUGUAGGGAUUUCGGAUUCGACUGUAUGUACCGCUGAAAAGUCAAAGAUCAAGGAACAUUCGAACAAGCACAAAAGUAGCAAACACCAUAGACAUCAGCUGCAACAACACCAAAGCAUCACUAAAGAAAGCAGUAAGGGUGAAGGCGAAGACAAUAAUACUAUAUCUCCUGCAUCAACAUCCGCUACGGUUAUGCCGACAAUGGCAGUUCCAGUUCCGUCGACAGAUAAAGUAAAUCAUCAUGAAAAUAUUUCGGAUCAAGAGCUUGAGAGUUCGACACAAAAUUACCUCAGCAGAAAUUCGCUUAACUCGAGCGGUGAUGAAGGAGCGUCGCUGCAGCAGUCGCGGUCUGUAACUAGCGGUAGCCAACACAAGCAACGCGAUCACAGUGGAAGUCAUCAUGUGCGUCAUAAAAACAAACGUGAUCAUCGUGAGAGAAAGCGUCCAUCAACUACUGAAUCUUUAAUGUCUGCAACUAGCAACAACUUGACUGAUGAGGAAAUGACUCAAAAUCCAAGUCGACGAACAUCGGUUUCGCACAGUGGCGAAAUGACAUUGCCUAUACAGAAAUGUAAACAAGAGAGCCGGACAAGUUCGGAACGCAAAUUCUCUCGUUGUUCGGACGAGGGACUUGUUUUAAUACAGUCACAUUCUGCACAUCAUCGCCAUGUAAAUAACGCGAAAGCGACCCCGUCACGGAGAGUGAUCAUGAGUUCGGGCGAUUCGGACGACACAGACGAUCCAAAUAGUGGGAAGAAACACUCCAUUUUCGACAUACCUGACGAAGGGCCCUACGUGUCGAUGUACGAUAAGGUGAAAGCUCGCUCCUGUAAGAACAUGCAGAAACACGAAGAGGAAAAGAAGAUCAAAGCGAAAUUCACGCAGCUGAAACAAUCACGUGCUAAGCGAGAGGAAAAGAAACGCUCAACCAGUUAUGAAGGUGACUCAGACUCUGAUUUCGAGGAUCGGAAUCAACGCAGUGGCGGAAGCAGUUCUUACAAGUCACGCAAUCAAAACAAUCUUACAUCCUCGUCCGAUGACGAUGAUGACACAAAUAUGGCGACGCGUCGUCGCAGUUCGCAAGCAUCUUCACACCCUCAUCGAAUGUUUUCUGAUUCGGACUCAACAACAACAGCUGAAGCAGAAGCACGACGUAACAAGAUACAUCAUAAAUUGAUGCGCCUGUGCGAUGAUGAUGGCGACGACAGCUCCGGAGACGAAAUACACGCCAACGCGCGAAAAUCGAUGGCAUCAUCGCCAAGCAAACGAAGCUCCACCAAGAGAAAUUCACACUCAACUCGUAUAGCAUCCGAUUCCGAAUCGCAGUCGCAAUCCGCUGUAGAAAUGAAAAUCAAACGAGAGUUGACUGACGAGGAGGAUUGUGAUAACAAAUUAAAAAUGCAGAUAAAAACCGAAAUUUUGCCUUCAGAGACUACGGCAGAGUCAGAUGACAUUAAACCAAAAGAACCGUACAUUAAAACGGAAGACGAGUCGAAUGCGGCAUCUUUAGAAAUUAAAAAGGAGUAUAAACAUUUUACAGGCAAUUCAGUGAUUGAGAAUAUUGACCAUGAAUUCAAUUUGGAACAUUCAGCUUCAAAAUCGUCUCUGAAUGUUCACCAACAAUGUUCCCCCGAAUCUCGUAAGAAGCAUAAAAAGAGCAAGAAACGCCAGAAGAAUAAUCUCCCUACGCCAAAUGUUCCAACAGCGUUUAGCCUUGCGGAGGCGAAAAAUGUUUUGCUUGCCAUCACACCAGCCUCUUUCCAUAUGAUGAAUUACAUGAACAGCCCGGAACCUAAAAUAAAACCGUUACCGUCACCGCCAUAUGAUCCAUUUGAUCAAUUGAAGCGUGAUUGCUCGUCACUGUCCACAACAAUUGCUCAUGCAAACAAUGGCGCGAAUGACUUGUCCGUAUGCGAGAAGAAACGCCACAAGGAACGUAAAGAGAAAAAGCGGGAGAAAAUGCGUAAUAUGAGUGAUGGAGGUGGCAGCAUUGAUUCAGAUAAGUUGUCCAAAGAAGAGCGUCAUCGCUUAAGGAAAUCGAAAAAGUCGAAGAGCCUCGAUGCCACGCGAAUGAUAAAUUCAGCUGGCAGUACAGUAAAAGCGAAUAUUACGGCGUGUAGCUUGCCGGUGCCGACACCGGUGGCUGUUACCCAACCAAUUCCAGCAACUCCUGUUGCAGCAACAACAUCGAUAACACAGUCAGCUAACCUCCAGACGACAAUGUCUAAGCGUGGUGAAAAGAUGGAAGAUAUAUUUGGCCCAAUAUCGGAUGAAGAGUCCCAGUUUACCGAUGCUGAGGGUAAAGAAUUGUCUUCGAACUUUUCGGUUGAUACAAAUUAUGGUGGACUUUUGCCAUCGUCUAGCAGCAUAACCGGGCCGGUAGUUUCGGCAGCACUGAACCCCUACAAACAGGAUCCACUUACACCGAAAUCACACACAGUUGAAGAGAAUGAGGAGAAUAAACAGAAGGCGCCUGUGUCUAUCGGAGAUGAUGGCGGGCCUAUCGACCGUGAACGCCACAGGAAAGAAAAACGCGAACGGCGACGUAAAGAGCGUGAGAAAUCGCGGGAACAACAUGCCCUCUCAGCACUGCAACAGCGAAAGCAACAUCAUAUUGAUGAUGAGAACAGUGUUGAUCUUGACGAGGCUGGACGCGCUCUAGAGGCGCAACUAAUGGAAGAUUCCGAUAACAAAAUAACUGAAGAUGCCACACCUUCGACAGCCACUACUUACCGAAGUGAUAUGACUGAUGUAUUUCGCUUUUCUGAUGGUGAUGAAAAUUCUCUUGACUCGAAUAUCCCACGUAGAGACAAAUCAGAUGCUCACGAGUCUAAUGCUACAACCCUUAUACCGUCGGGAGUCUCCACAAGUGCAUCUGCUGCAACGCCAGUCCAUAUGAAGAACAAGGAGAAAAAGAAAAAGAAGAAGCGUUCGAAAGAAGAGAGACAUCAUCAUCAACGUCGCGAGUCUAGUGCUUCAGCGAGCUCUAUACAACAUCAUCCACCGCCGCAAGAACCACAACAGCAAAUGCCACCUCAAAUCGCUUCGUCGCAACUACAGCAUUCCGUUAUGUCACCACCAGCGAUUUCCAAACUUUCCAUUGAUAUAAUGGCAGCCAAUGCAAAACAAAUGCAAACCAUAGAAAGUCAAAUCGACAAGGAUGAGAGCGGUGAAAAUUCAGUGGCUCCCACACAUUCACCAAUGUGUAAACCCUCACCCAGUUUGCCUUGUUUGACUGAUGAUGAUAUUGAUUUAGGUGUUUCAUCGAUUCUACAGUCAACAAAAUCCACCGCUGACAUGCUGACCCUAUCACCUAUGCGCGAGAAGAAGCUGAUCAGUCCAAUUCCUAAUACGCCCACCACAAACACAACUCCAUUUGUGAAUGAUAAGUCUCAAUCCAGCGUUUACGAUCCAACUACUUCUCCAAUAAGUUCGCUUACAUCAGCGACAGCUGCCGCCUCAUCCACACCAAGCGCAACAAAUGCGCCUGAUAUGACUAUUUUGACGACUGCAUCCAUAGAAUCAAACUGUGCCUCAUCUAGUUUGGGUACACCAACGACAACAAAAAAGAAACCUGAAAUAUUUAUACCUGGUUUUGAUGGUAAACUGGAUGAACAGAUAAGUGAGUCGGCUGUGAAAUCUAUAUCCGUCGAAUUCAAUUCCUCGAUAUUAGAUGCAAAUGCCGAUGAACCGAAAAUUCCAGUCGAAUCCCCACCUGAUCUUGCUCCAAAACAUAUGGAUAAAACGGAAGACUCAAAGUCAAGAGUAACAAUCUCUCAGGAAGAGACCGAAAGUGCUGUGUUUGCGUUAUUGGGAGAAAGCUUUGGCAAUUCUUCUAAUAUCGAUUACUCCUUCCAAGAUGACGCUCUUGAGGAUGAUUUAGCCGUGGUCGAUAAUGUUAAUGUUGGUGCUCCUGAACCAGAUGAAGAAGCCGUUAUUGCUGCUAAGGCUAUUGAGACAACUAACGAACCGUUGCAACCAGAAGAAGAUGCCGAGGAAGUAAACAAAGCCGUACAAAGCCUUAGUACAGAAGAGAUGGAUGUUAAAGUUGAUACACCGCAAUCCGAGCGUGGACUUCAAAUCGAUACUGAUACAGAAGAGAACGCCGAUGAAGCUGAUAGUAGCGGAGCGAGUCUAAAAAUCGAUGAAUCCGCAACAUCCGGUGAUGUAUCGGACGAAAUAGUCGACAAAGAAAAAAAAACAACAACUCCAUUCCGUACAGAAGGGCAAGAACAUCAGAAUGAACCCUGCUCAGUCAUUACAAAACUGGAAGCAAGUUCUUACGGCGACAAAAACUCUCAACCUGGUGAAAAGACAGUUAAAGCGAUUAUACCGCAAACAACAAAAUUGGAACCACCUACUAUAAGUAAUUUGGUCCAACCAGCUGUACAACCGGUAAAAUCGGUACUGCCGUCUAUGAUUAGUGUACAAACAUCCGCAACUAUGGUCGUCGACGCGGCGCAAGACAAGCCCAGGGCAGCUUUGCCGGUUUCAUUUGUGGAUAACAAGACGGCUUCCUCAAGCUCAAUUUCCACCACAACAACAACAUUAUCCUCGAAUGUACAAUCAUCUAUAGCCGCUAAUAUUAGAGCAUUAUGUUCUCCGCCGAUAAAUGUGCAACAAGAGAAGAAACCGUUCGUUGUUGCAGCAUUGCCGAAUGCACUGUCCACGCCGCCCACCAUAAGCAUUCCGGAGCCUGCAGCCCAUUUCGCCGUACCUCAUCUAUUGAUUUCGCCCAGGAAUAGUGGUAGUGGAGCGGUGUCAACGGUUGGUGAGCACCAAGUUCUCCUCUCCCCUAAAACACAACAGAAGCAGCAAUCAACACAAAUGGCAGGUCAUCCGAUGCCUACCUACACGAUCAAUGUGCGUUCACCAUCUCCACUUAGUCCACAUAAACACAACUCGUCUAGGGGUAGUACCCCCACACGACAGCUGAGCCCCACUGCUCUAACCAUUGCAUCACCGGUACCAACAGCGAAAACCCAACAGCAGCCAUUGUUGUUACACAUUGGUGGACAACGACCAUCUUCAUUGCACCAACAACAACAACUACAAUCGCAUGGACUGCAGUACUCGCCAAAUGCAAGCUCGCAAUCUGCCAAUGUGUCUGGGGGUCCUGUUAUUUCUGGCCCUGCUUCAGCAGCAGUUGGCUGUAAUGCCAAUAUCAUCAAUACACUACACUCACCACACCAAAUGCAGACCAUGGACAGUGGCAGUGCAGCGGGAAGCAUCAAGAAUCCCAGUUCGUCACCAACUCCUAUAAACGUGAACGUGACAAAUGCUCGUAAUCAGUCUUCGCAAUUACCGGCUAAGUUAUCCAUUGAGCCUGUUGGUAUGCAACCGUUGACUGUGCAGAAAAUGACGCAACUGCCCGCCCAUCCCACCAUCAUCAGCAAAGUGGUGAGUGUGAAGCCUCAGCAGGCACAGCAGUCUCUGAUGUCGCCGCCGCUGCAGGCUGGACAGGUGAACACUAAGGGUGCUUAUAUGACAACUCAUCAGCAGACGACUGCGGUACAACAACAACAACAACAUGGUAUACAAUCACAACAAGUGGUGCAGCAGCAGCGACAUUCACCGCAAAUCAUACAGUCAAUGUCGAAAAUACCGAAUUAUCAGCAACAUCAGCAGCCACAAUCGCAGCACCAACCACAACAACAACAACAGCCGCAAUAUGCGCAGCAGCAACAUUUGUUGCAACAGCAAAGACAGCAGAUACAGCAGCAGCAGCAACAACAACGCCAACAACAUCAUCAGCAAAUGCAACAGCAAAUAUUGCAACAGCAGCAGCAGCAACAACAACAACACCAGCAACAGCAGUUAAUGCAAAUGCAAAAAUUACAGCAUCAGCAACAACAACAACAGCAGCAGCAGCAGCAGCAGCAGCAACAAGUUAAGCACAUUCCAUCACAUAUAACAGCGCAACAGCAAUCACAACAACAACAACAACAGCGCCAACGUAUUUUGCCAACUCAGCAAAAUAUACAGCAACAGCAACAUCAACCACAACAACAAUACCAACAGCAUCAACAAAUGCAACAAAUUCCUUUGAAUCGCCAAGCUGUAAGCCCCCCAAACACCACACCAACUGCUACACAUCAAAAUUUGGUAAUAUUACGUUCCCAACAGCCAUCCAUUUCCGGUUCCACAUCGGCGAGCAAUCUGUCGCAAAAUGUCAUACAAUGCUCUGUUCAAAGCGCACAAAAACUGGAGCAUCUGCCAACGCCACCGACUGCGCAACAGCAGCCACUGGACCCAAUGAGUGCUGCUGGAAUGCAGUAUAUUCCUCAGCUGCAGUCCGCUGCUUCGAAGGAGCAGCAAAAGCAGCCACAUCCGCCAAAUGCAAACAAUCUCCAGCUGCCAGUACCACCUGCUUCCCCAUCUCCUUUAGAGACAGCCAAACAGGCAGUGACUACAGCUAACACACCGGUGUCUCAAUCGAAUGCACCAAAGUUGCCAAAUAUUGCUGAUAUUAAACCAGAAACACCAAUUAUAACACCGAUAACGGCACCAACUACGACAGUCAAACAAAUUCAUACAUUCGAUAUGAAUAAACAAGCGCAGAAACCGCUUCUGUCGGUAGCCAGUAGUCAUGAGAAGCCAGUUGAGAAGCUGGCUGAAAAUGUGUCUGUGAUCUGCAGCGUUGAGGGCAACGCAGGUGUUGAGAAGACAACAUUCAAAACAGUUGCUCAGCAGAAACGAGAUCCAUCAAUGCCUGCACUUAAUGCCGAUGAAGCUUCAAUCUCUUUAGGUACCAUAAAAACACUAGACUCGGUUAUAAAGAAGGUUGAAGUGCCCGAAAAUAAAAAUGUACGCAGCUUGCCCACCAUUCCGCAGCACACGGAGGUCGAUGCGAAGCCCGACAAGCCAACCGCCUCUAUGCCAACACGAAACCCACAAGCGGUGAAUAUAACUGAGGUAACCACCAGUAUACGCCCAACGUCGGCUGCUGACGAAAUUACCAAAGCUGGCAAUCCAUCAAUGGGUCUCAACAGUGGAAAACCGAUUGAUAAUGUUUCGACGAAGCAUAUUAAUCUAAGUGCUUCAGAGUUGGUGAAUCCCAUUUCGGUAACAUCUGGUACAGAUCAUGAAACUGAAGACGAAACCGAAACCAAGCAGUCAAAUGUAAUGUCUGAGGGAUCUAUCGGAUUGGGACGACUAGGUGUGAACACCCGUGGAGGCACUGCAAAGCGUGGGCGUCAACCACGGGGUGGCAAGAAGCAAGCUGGCGGUGCUGUAACUUCAGUAUUGUCGUCUCAGUUGGCGGCUGCCCCUAAUGAGGUGUCUGGAGUACAGACGCGUUUACGUAAACCGGCAACAGUGACGCCAGUAAUGCGUGGACGCAAAGGACGUCCGCCACGUAACCUCUUGCUACAACAACAACAACAACAACAACAGCAACAGCAAGCUACACAGCAACCACCCCAGACGCAUUUGGUUAGUGAAUCAUUCGACACAGCUGCCAAUGGGAAGAAGGUGCCCCCACAGCAGCGGAAUGCAGCAGCAAGUAGGACCACAUCAACUACCGCUAGCGACUCGGAUGUAUACGAAUUCCACGAUGAUUCUGGUGAAGAAUCCAAAGUUGCGAAAGAUAGUGCACCAACUGUGGGUAGUCCUAGUGGAAGCGAUGUCCGACCACGUUUGAUUUUGACUAUCAAACCAGGACAAAGUGCACCAAUUGUAAAAGCCAGUGAAAAGACCAACUUGACAGUUGUGGAUGAUGUGUCUGCCACAACAAUGACUUCGGCGCAAUCUUUGCAGCAACAAUCAACCAUUAAAGUGGUAUCAACAGUUCAGUCUGAGCCGAGGGAAAGCAGCAAAUGUGAAAGUCAAAUAUCUACAACAGCUACAGCUGCGCCAACGUCUCAGUUGCCGGAUAUGCCCAACAUGGAUGCAAUCCUAACAACUUCUAUGUCCGCGACUACGACCGCGGCAAUGGUAGUGCCUGGAUCACUAGCAGCACCGAAAAUAGGACAUCCGCAGCCUUCACAUUCUAUACCUUCAUCUUCCACAAAUUCAAUGGACCAAGUUGCAACUGCGGCGCACACAAGAAAAUCGCGGCGCUUACAAGAAAAAGAUCGUUGCACAAUUGACGACGUCAUUGAAGAUGUAGUGCGCAACACCAUAACUGCUGGAUUACUACAAAAAGGCGCACAAACCCCGCCCAGACGCUCUGGACGCAACGCAAACGUUGGUUUGAAGAAGGAUGCGGGUAUGGAAACGCCACCUUCAUCGCCAGCGAUGAUGCGUCCACGACGUUCGAAGGAUCGCAAAGAGAGCACAGAACACACCAACGCCUCGAAUGAUCUAUCUUCGAGUGAUACAGAUGAACAACAUAAAAGAAUCGUUUCAGUGCCCUCCAAGCAGGAACAUGAAGAAGUGUUGCCGGCUAGCACGAGUAGUGCAACGAAUAUUCCCAGUUCAGUGACAUUACAAGUAACUCUUGUAGGCGCACCGCCAACAGCAACAACAGCGCCGAUAUCACAACAACCUAUCCAAGUACCCUCAAAAAUAGUUCACUCCACGCAUACUUCUGCACCGGUCACAGCGCAUGGUGAGAAGCCAUCGCAGCCAAUGCCACAGCACAUACAUCACGUUAUGCCACAGCAUCCGAAAAAGAAAGCACUUGCCGCAGCGGAGAUAGAGUCUUUAGCUGCCGCCAACAGUGUCUCGAAAACUAUCAAUCCAACUACAUCGUCACUGUCAAGUAUCGACAUACCUGUAAGUCACUCAUCUGCCCCAACGACGCAGAAAAGAAGCGGUGGAACCGCCGAUAUGGUAAGUAAAGCACUUGUCGAUCCAGUAACGGGACUAAUCGGCGGCAAUUUACAGCAUGGCAAGGAGGGCAAUUUGCCAGGGGCUACAGCAGUAGCCGCAGCAGCAGCAACAUUGGCCACUAUGCACAAAACGCCUUUGGACACAAAGAAAAUAGUACAGGCGGCUAUUGCAGCGGCGACGGCAGAAAACACUACGCAAUCGCACGAUGUGCGUGGUACAGCCGCCUUGAUUACCAAAGCAGCGACUACUACAAACAAUUUGCAAACAUCGCAAAUAGUUGGGCAAACCGCUCCGGUGUCGGCUUCGGCUUCCAACACAGUUCCUCACGCGGCCCCCUCAAAUUCAUUGCAGGUGGAAGGUACUACCAAAGUGUUGAGUAACCCCAUAUCCCUGUUGAACAAAUCGGCUGUGAGUGUUGUCGUAAAGACAUCAACAACACCCGUAAUCAUCAAACAACAAAUAGUGCAACCCCAGACGACUAUAACACCAACGAUUCCGCCUAACAGCAAACAAUCAAUUGUGGUGCAACAGAGUCCGGUGGUAAUGCACGCCCAGCCAUCAAAUGUACGACCACCUACGCUGAAAGCGCACGUCCUCAACAGUCAAAAGACACUGCAUCAGCAGCAGCAACAACCGCAGCAAUUGCCACAGUCGCACCACAUUGUCUCGCAGACACAGCCACAGCAACAGCAACAGCCUACGCCACCGUCAUUAAAUCAACAACAGGCUAAACAUAUUGUGGUAACCAAUUCGAAUCACUCAAUCACCUCAAAUGUGAUAACGACGCGUCAUGCAUUGCAACAGCCGCAUCAGCACCCUCCUCCACCACCACAACAAUUGCUCGUAAAUAUUCCAUCAUCGAACCCUCAGCAAGUGCCGGCGAAUAUAAAUUCACCGCAGCAGCAUCUGCAACAGCAACAACAACAACCACAACAACAAGCGCAGCAGACACUGGUCAUCAAGCAAGGGCAACCUACCAAUAUGGGUCAGCAGCUGCCGUCACAACAGUCAGUCCAUGUCGUCAACUUGAAUGAAUCUGUUGGCUCACAAGCUGGGGAAGUUUUGUCGGGUCCGCCGCACCAGCAGCAACAGGCAAUGCAAGGAGGUAAGACGCCGCAACAUGCAGCAACGUAUGCAUCGUCCUUGCCUCAGCAACCGAAGUCGCAGCAGCAUCAGCUGCAACCCCACCAACAACCUCAGAAAACAUUGCUAACACCACAGCAACAGAACCAGCUUAUUAAGCAACAUCACCAACAGCACCAACAACAGCAGCAGCAACAACAACAACAGCACCAGACUGUACUUCAACCGCCUGUGAGUGUAUCGAUGGUCACGCAGCAACAACAACAGCUACAGCAAAAUCCGCACAUUCAGUUGCCACAUGGAGUGACGGCAGUGCACCACCAGGGUCGCAGCAAAAUGCAGUCACAACAACAACAGCAAUCCCAAAUGCAACAGCAUCAACAAACAGCUCCGCUCGUUAUACAGCCAAGUGGCAUUAUGGGUCUACAACACCCGACGAUGUUGCUGCAAACCAAACCACCAGCGCACCUACAAUCGCAGCAAUCCCAUCAGCAAUUGACGGCAUCACCGCCGCUGCAAGCUGGUGCCAUUCCGGUGGUCAGUGGUGCCAAAUCCACUCUCGCUGCCAUGCAAACACUACAAGCGCAGGGAGUGCAAAUAUUGGCCAGCAGUGUGGCAAACCCAUCGCCUACCGCGCUCAAACAGACUGCACCGCAGCAACAACAGCAUCCGCAUAAUAAUGCCAACGUACCAGGCGUCAGUAGCAUACGCACCAGCAUUCCAACGUUAAGUCCUCAGAGCCAAUCUCGUGUGACACCGCUACUCUUGCCGACCGGUAUGACCAUGCCGCCAUUUGAGUCGAACAUGAGCGAAUCUAGCUUCCCGGUGGGAGGAAUACGUGGAGUACCAGCACGUGACUCAUUCAUCAUCUAUCAGCACAUCUUACGGAACCAACAGGAAUCUAUGAAUGCCUCCAUACGCGGUGAAUUCGAUGACAAAAUGCUCGGUGGCAGCCCACCCUUGGAGCUGCGCCGACCAGGUAGCGUACCACGCACGAUCGCCGUGCCGCAUGGUAUGCAGAGUCCCCAAGAUCGUGCAACGGAUUCGCCACAAGUGGCGCAAGUGUAUGUACACAACACCCGUUUGCCACACCCACAUUACACGGAGCGAGCAUUUUACGAGGGUGGCCGGCAAUUGCCGAUCGAACCACCGCCUGCACAUCGUUCAGUUCCAGCGCACAGCGUUGUGGCCCAACCGAUGCCGGUAGCAGUGCCUCCACCCGGCGCUGGAGCAACGAGCCCAUUCGUGGGUGCACCAAACGCACAGUUGACAACGACCACACCGAACGUUGGAGGUGGCAAUGUUAAUGUGCCUCCGCCAGGAACGGCAGUAGCGCAUUUGCAUCCUGCCCAAUUGAUGGAGCAUGAACGGGAGCAACGCGAGCAGCGUGAACGAGAAGCACAACAGUUGCAGCGCGAAAAGGAACGCCUAGCUAUGACAAACUCCAAUAUGGAUAAUUUGCAAGCAGGACAACAGGUCGCAGUGCAAGCGAGAAACAUGCAAGUGGCGACGCCGCCUCACGCCAACACCCCUGUGGCACAGCCACCAGCGGCCGACUCGCUGCUCACGCUGCUGCGACGCUACCCAGUCAUGUGGCAAGGACUUUUGGCGCUGAAGACAGAUCAAGCGGCUGUACAAAUGCAUUUCGUGUUCGGAAACCCACAUGUUGCGCGCGCAUCGCUGCCAUGCAAUCGCGACGGCAGCACUCCGCCACUGCGCAUAGCACAGCGUAUGCGACUGGAACAGACACAGCUGGAGGGUGUGGCUAAAAAGAUGCAGUACGAAAAUGAGCAUUGCAUGCUUCUGGCUCUGCCUUGUGGACGUGAUCACGCCGAUGUACUGCAGCAAUCGCGUAACUUGCAGACCGGUUUCAUCACCUACUUGCAGCAGAAAAUGGCGGCGGGUAUAGUGAACAUCCCUAUACCAGGCAGUGAGCAAGCGGCAUAUGUCGUGCACAUAUUCCCAUCAUGCGACUUCGCCAAUGAGAACUUGGAGCGGGCUGCGCCUGAUUUGAAGAACCGAGUGGCUGAGAUUGCGCAUUUGCUAAUAGUGAUCGCAACUGUCUAAAUGGCCAAACACAAUGAUGGAAAGCCGCAAGCCGGCUAAAAUCAACUGACUUUGCUCCAGAGCAUAUAAUACGCAGAAGGGCUGAGCAGUUUGAGCAGUGACUACCUUCGACCACAGGAAAACAACAGAGUCCUUGUGUUUUAAAUGCAUAUGCUCUGCAUCAAAUAUGACCACAAGAAAUAUAUGAAAACAAACAUCAAAUUAGAUUUACAAAUCGGAAACAUUCGUGAAAACCGAAUACACACAUGCACAUAUUGCGAAGAAAGAGUAAAUUUGCUGUUUCGACCAGAAGCAAGCUGUUCCCAAAUAACACACCAUUGAAUGCUAAGAAGAAAGUGAAAAUGUUAUCAGGUCCUUUGGUAGGCUGUGGAACGAGACUGAGAGAUGCUCAAGCUGGCGAAAUAGCAAUAUGUCCAACUUAAUACAACAUAUAUUGAAAGAAAGCAAGCAAACUCCGUACAAUUAUACGGAAGUGCGCGCAAAUAUUCCAAAAGAGGUAUUCGUAAUUCGCGCACUCAACAAAAACAACAAGUAAAGCAUGCAAAAAAUAAGCAAAAAUCGUAAAUAAUACAAAACAGAACAGAAGAAAAGAAAAGAAAAGAAAUAAGUAUAUGAACUUGUUAAAAAUGUAUAGAAAUUUUAUUUUUAUGCUUUUAAGCAAAUUGUUAUAAGCUUUGUGAAUACCUCUUUAGUUUUUGUCUUAUUAAUUAUAUAUAUAGAUCAUACAUACAUACAUAUAUUUGUUUUUGACACCGCAAUAGUUUUACGGGUAAAAAUUUCCUUAGUGUUUUCGUAGUACAGAAUUGAAAAGAAAAGAAAAGAAAAGAAAAAGAGAAAGUACGGAAUAAUUAUAAUAAUUUUAGUGAGAGUAAAACAUUAAACUAAUUUUAUGGAUUUCAACAAUGAAAAUUUGUAAUUUAUAUAUUUGAUCUCAAACUAAAGAAAAGUUUACAUCUUAAUUUUUGCUUUAUUUCCAACAACAACAACAACUGCGGACAGAGCAUAUGAAAAUUAGAUUUUGUAAUUUUUGUUUUUGCAUUGGAAUCAAAUCAAAACCGAAAUUACUUCAUUAUGCCUAGUCUAUGUAUAUAUGUGCACAACAAUGAAAAGGGGAACAAAGCUGACGGCUAUACUACAACACAACAACAACACAUGAGAACACAUUUAAAAUUCCAGUUCCAACUAGAAAACAUAAUCUCGAUGCGCUUGAGUUUAUAAGAUUGUGUAAAAUCUCCAUGACGCGGGAGGGAAAGGAGAGGAGUCUUGUGGGAAUCGAACGCACACUUUUAUGAAUUCAAGCGUACAUCGACGGUUCACGACUGUGUUAUGUGCGAAUGUGUGUUUAUGUUUAUGAUUAAUUUACUAACAAUUAUGAGGUUCUGAGAAUGCCCUUAGAUGCUUGUUACAAUGUAAGUUCAAAUGCCAAAAACAGAAAAACAUAAGGGAAAACUAAAACUAAUACUGGAAGCUGCUUGUAGUCUUACAUACACAUUCAUACAUAAUAUUCAUAUCGUUUAAGCAGAACACUUGCGCAUUCAAACACAUAUGCAACGGCAUAACUUCACCCAGAGUCCCAAAUGAGUUACUAAGACUUCACGCUCAUUUAUUCCAAAACAAUUAACUUUAAUUUUUCGCUUGAUAUGCGUUUCGUAAGCCAUAUUUCGUACUCUAAUAAGAUGUUACAUAGAAUCGGCUGCACUUUUCAGUUGCCCACCUUGUCAAAAGAAAAAUAAGAAAAAUGUUCCCAAUUUCUUCACUUUAACUUUAACUUUAAUUUCAUCACUGCCAUUUAUGAUACUAUAUACAAAGACAUUCGUUCGUUUCGGAUGCACAAUUAUCUCUUGUAAGGCGCACAAUUUUGUUGUUGUUUUGCGCAACAGGUAACCUUCUGUGCCUUGCGAGGAAUCCAUAGAGAGUGCUCCAGCGGCAUGCGUUGAUUGUUUACCAACUGUUAGACAUGCUGUUGGCGUGGUUUCUAUAAAAUAAUGUGUGAUUUAAACCGGGAUCGACGUAGUUUUGCUUCCCCUUUUGCAUUGUUGUCGGCUUGUUUGCACAAAAUGUUUUGUUUAUUAUUCAAACUUUUUUAGCUUUAUUUAAAUUUUUGUUUCAUCUAUUGAAAAGAAGAACUAUUACAAGGAAAAAGUAAAAAUGUAAAUAUAUAAAAUGAAAAUAAUUAAAUGAAAGUAAUUAUACAUAACAAUCCUAACGGGAUUCUAUAAUAGAAUAUGUCUACCCUUUCCCCUACUCUUAUUAACUGUAUCUUUGGUAAUGAAUAACGUUGUAAAAUAUUAAAAAAUAGAGUGUAAAUUAUCUACAUAUAUACAUACAUACAUACAUAAAUAUAUAUAUAUAUAAAUUAUUGGUAAUAUUAAGCGUUGAUGUAACUAAUUAUUUACGAGAUAUUAGCAGUAGCGUCUAUUAAAUAAAGAUACACAUAAACAACUAUGUUAAAUUAAUGUACAGUUAAUCGUAAAAAUAGUUUUUAUUAUAGUGUUAGAACAAAUGAAAAUCAUAAAAUGCAAAGCACCCAAAGUGGCGUUUGUCAAAUGAUUACAAAAACAAAAAAAGAAAAAGAAGAAAACAGAGAAAAAUUGAAAAAAAAUAUGAAUUAAAUGAAAUAAGAAGGAUACUGUACCAUGUAGUAGUUGAAGAGGUGAAAAGAAGUAAUAAAGUUACUGUAUAAUAUUAAAAUCAGCAUAUGUGUGCUUACAUACAUAUGCGUAUAAAUGAAUAAUAAAACCGGGAAGUGCGUAAGUGAAACAAAUCUGCACCCGCCCCCCCCCCAUUGCAUAAAGAAGAUAAAUAUACAAAUAUAAAAUAUAUAUAUAUAUUAUACACAUACUUGCAUAAAUAAUUUAAAAGAUACAAAGUAAAUAAGUUUCAAUAUUAUCAAUACAUACAUACGUUUUAAGUUGUAACAUGCAAGAAGUUUCUCUUUAAUUUUAUAAACAAGAAACUACAAGGAAAUACAAUAAAUUUUCUGUUAUUUUUUCUUACAACAAAUUAAAUAAGCCGUUUAAUUUUUGGUUUUUGACUUGACAAGUUUCGCCUUUCGAAAAUAUUUAGUUUAUACGAGUGGAGUGUGUGGGGCGCGACCCGGAGCCUUCAAAUAGAAUUUGAAUCCGCAAAUGGUUUUGUCCCAGAUGCAUUUUAAUUACUUUUCAUUUCAUUUUGGUAAAUCAAUAAAUGUCAAAUGUUCUAUAUUAGUUCAUUGCGUUCCCUUUGGAAGUUGUUCCGAAGACUUUCGUUUUACCAAACGGUGCCCCAUAUACUAUUUGAGAUUUUCUUUUUUCAUUCCCUGUGGAAUUUUUAGUUGCCUGAGUCCAUAGCGACUUGUAGUUUGAAUGGGGCAUGUGGGGCAUUGAAGACCAGAAAAACCCGCUCGCCAAUGCAACACAAAUCGCAGCUAUUGCGUAUAUGUCUGGCAUGCAUUACGGCCAGUUCAGCAUAUAUUCGUAUAAAUAAAAUUAUAGGAUUCCUAAGCAGUAGUGCGAGCAUGUGUAUGUAUGUGAGUUGAAUAAUUAUCGUGUAAUAGCAAAAUAAAACUAAAAAUUAUUGUAUAAUAAUAGUUAUGACCAAUGCGAAAGUGAAAUAUUCCCUACUCAUUAAAUGAAUAAAAAUAAAUAGCAAAAUUUCA